Anarrhichthys ocellatus (wolf-eel) is the source of this 1660-nucleotide messenger RNA. RefSeq names its product visual system homeobox 2 (gene vsx2). Gene Ontology annotation, biological process: regulation of transcription by RNA polymerase II. The coding region runs from base 5 to 1201 and encodes 398 amino acids. The transcript is spliced from 5 exons. NCBI's taxonomy places the organism in Eukaryota, Metazoa, Chordata, Actinopteri, Perciformes, Anarhichadidae. The record is from RefSeq and is a predicted model, not a curated record. Gene Ontology annotation, cellular component: nucleus. Gene Ontology annotation, molecular function: DNA-binding transcription factor activity, RNA polymerase II-specific; sequence-specific double-stranded DNA binding.
CAUCAUGACGGGGAAACAAGGCGCCGUGCUUUCGGAAAGUUUACAUUUAUCGGAGAAAACCUCUCUGGGCGCGAAUGGAGGGAGUAUCAGCCACCAGCCGAAGAGCAGCGCGACCCAUCCGCCGCCCAGGUGCACCGGCUUUGGCAUCCAGGAGAUACUGGGGCUGAAUAAGGAGCCGUCCGCGGCCCCGAGGAGCCCGCUGAGCUCGCUGCCGGUCGGGGCGCACCUGAUCGCCGCUAGGUCUUUGUUGGGCCCCGUCGGCAUGGGUGUGGGUGUCGGCAUGGGAUUAUUCGACCCUGGUAGAAUUCCGUCGUUUUACAGACAACCAGCGUUUUUGGAGACUGUGCUGUCGAACGCACAUGAUGUUCACCUGCAGCCCCACAGCAGGUCCGUAGGGCCGCUGGACACCAGUCAGUCUGCCAGCUCAGACUCAGAUGAUUUGUCUUCAAAUGAAAGAAAACUCUCAAAGUCAUCAGUAAGUCAAAGCAAGAAACGGAAGAAAAGACGCCACCGGACCAUAUUCACCUCAUAUCAGUUGGAGGAGCUGGAAAAGGCCUUUAAUGAAGCGCACUACCCUGAUGUUUAUGCCCGGGAGAUGUUGGCCAUGAAAACAGAGCUACCUGAAGACAGGAUACAGGUAUGGUUUCAGAACCGCAGAGCCAAGUGGAGGAAGAGGGAGAAAUGCUGGGGCCGCAGCACUGUGAUGGCUGAGUACGGGCUGUAUGGAGCCAUGGUGAGGCACUCCAUCCCCCUGCCAGAGUCCAUCCUCAAGUCUGCCAAGGACGGCAUCAUGGAGUCCUGCGCCCCCUGGCUGCUCGUCCAAGAUGGCUUACCAAUCAACAGACGCUAUUCUAAAUCUGAAUACCCGCAACUCUUUGCAGGGAUGCACAAAAAGUCCACGGAGACAGCAGCCCCCCCACCGGCAACAGGACAGUGUGACGCGCCCCAGCAGCCGAGCUCUCAGAGGGCGGAAGAAGCCGAAGCGGAGGAGAAGAGGUCAGAGGGCAAGUCCACCAUUUCUAAAGAGGAACUGAGAGAGAACAGCAUUGCUGCACUCAGGGCCAAGGCACAGGAGCACAGUGCCAAAGUGCUGGGGACGGUUUCUCAAGACAGACUGCUGGAGGGCAAACAGGAGAGACAGGUGGCCGAGGAGAAAGCCGGUGAUCCCCUGAGUCCCGCGGAGGAGGAGAAAAGUCCCUAGAGACUGCCACGUUCCUGUGGACUGAUAAUGUCAUGAGUGAAUGCAGUGGGCUGCACUUCCCCAACAUAACUCGCUGUCCUGCAGGUGUUCAUCCCUCAUUGACUUCUCUAUAACUGGCCUGCGUGUGGACUUCUUUAAGAAGAAAACUCAUCCGGCCACUGCUGCACACACAGAGGAUGCAAAAUGCACUUUUUCUGAUUUACUUCCAAAAUCCACAGUUGUUGUUGCUUAAUGCGUAGUAGAGAAGAUUUGACUGAGUGGGAGUAAAGUGUUAAUACUGGUGUAUAUAGAUCCCACAGUUAUAUAGAGAGUCAGAUGAGUCAAAUUAAAUCGAGUACAACAGUUAUAUCAUAUUAAUCAGGACUACCUGCGACCCAUGAGCAGUCAAGUGCAUUUCAUUCUCGGCAUUCAUUUUAAUGUUGCUUGCACAGAUACUGAAUGGUGACAUUUCAGAUACAA